GGUCGGCCGCAGCGCACUGUCUGAGGGCGGACGGACGGCGACGGACGCGGGGGACGGCAGCCGAGCCAGGCUACCUAGAGAGCGAGCGGGUCAGGCUCAGCGUCGGCCACUCAGUCGGUCCGCUGAAUGAAGUGCCCGCCCCGCUGAGUCCCGAGUCCGGCGCUUUCCCCCGCAAGAUGGACGGUUUCGCCGGCAGCCUCGAUGAUAGUAUUUCUGCUGCAAGUACUUCUGAUGUUCAGGAUCGCCUAUCAGCUCUUGAGUUACGAGUUCAACAACAAGAAGAUGAAAUCACUGUGCUGAAGGCAGCCUUGGCUGAUGUUUUGAGGCGGCUCGCAAUUUCUGAAGAUCAUGUAGCCUCAGUGAAAAAGUCGGUCCCAAGUAAAGGCCAGCCAAACCUUCGAGAAGCUAUUUCUAUGUCCUGUAUAACCAAUGGCAGUGGUGGAAACCGAAAAUCUAGUCAUACCAGCUCUGUCUCAAUUGCAAGAAAAGAAACUUUUUCAUCUGCUGCUAAAAGUGGUACAGAAAAAAAGAAAGAGAGACCACAAGGACAGAGAGAAAAAAAAGAGGAAUCUCAUUCUAAUGAUCAAAGUCCACAAAUUCGAGCAUCACCUUCUCCCCAGCCCUCUUCACAACCUCUACAAAUACACAGACAAACUCAAGAAAGCAAGAAUUCUGCUCUCACCAAAAGUUCAGUGCUGUUAAGUUCUCUGGAGGAGCAAAACCAUAUCUCAUGGGAAAAUUCAGAUGAUAGUCAUGAUAGAUUGUUAAGACCUAAGCAGCAAAGCUUUGGAAAUUUCUUCAGGCAUAAAGAUGUCAUCAUAAACCAAGAAGGAGAAUAUAUUAAAAUGUUUAUGAGAGGACGGCCAAUCACAAUGUUCAUUCCUUCUGAUGUUGACAAUUAUGAUGACAUCAGAACAGAACAGCCUCCUGAGAAGCUUAAACUGGAGUGGGUAUACGGUUAUAGAGGGAAGGACUGUCGAGCUAAUGUUUACCUUCUUCCUACUGGGGAAAUAGUUUAUUUCAUAGCAUCAGUAGUUGUACUAUUUAAUUAUGAGGAAAGAACUCAGCGACACUACCUGGGUCAUAAAGACUGCGUGAAAUGCCUUGCUGUACAUCCUGACAAAAUUAGGAUUGCAACUGGACAAAUAGCUGGAGUGGAUAAAGAUGGAAGGCCUCUGCAACCCCAUGUCAGAGUGUGGGAUUCUGUUAGUCUGUCCACACUACAAGUUAUUGGCCUUGGAACUUUUGAGCGUGGAGUAGGAUGCCUGAGUUUUUCAAAAACAGACUCCGGUGUCUAUUUAUGUGUUAUUGACGACUCCAAUGAACAUAUGCUUACUGUGUGGGACUUGCAGAAAAAAUCAAAAGUAGCAGAAAUAAAGACAACAAAUGAAGUUGUUUUGGCUGUUGAGUUCCAUCCAACAGAUGCAAAUACCAUAAUAACAUGUGGCAAAUCUCAUAUUUUUUUCUGGACCUGGAGCGGCAAUUCACUCACAAGAAAACAGGGAAUUUUUGGGAAAUAUGAAAAACCAAAAUUUGUGCAGUGUCUAGCAUUCUUGGGAAAUGGAGAUGUUCUUACUGGAGACUCAGGUGGAGUCAUACUUAUAUGGAGCAAAACUACUGUAGAACCCACAACUGGGAAAGGACCUAAAGGUGUGUAUCAAAUCAGCAAACAAAUCAAAGCUCAUGAUGGCAGUGUGUUCACAUUUUGUCAGAUGAGAAAUGGAAUGUUGUUAACUGGAGGAGGGAAAGACAGAAAAAUAAUUCUGUGGGAUCAUGAUCUGAAUCCUGAAAGAGAAAUAGAGGUUCCGGAUCAGUAUGGAACUAUUAGAGCUGUAGCAGAGGGAAAAACAGAUCAAUUUUUAGUAGGCACUUCACGGAACUUUAUUUUACGGGGAACAUUUAAUGAUGGCUUCCAAAUAGAAGUACAGGGUCAUACAGAUGAACUAUGGGGUCUUGCCACACAUCCCUUCAAAGAUUUGCUCUUGACAUGUGCUCAGGACAGGCAGGUGUGCAUGUGGAACUCAGUGGAGCACAGGCUGGAAUGGACCAGACUUGUAGAUGAACCAGGACACUGUGCAGAUUUUCAUCCAAGUGGCACAGUGGUGGCCAUAGGAACGCACUCAGGCAGGUGGUUUGUUCUGGAUGCAGAAACCAGAGAUCUAGUCUCUAUCCACACAGAUGGAAAUGAACAGCUCUCUGUGAUGCGCUACUCAGUAGAUGGUACCUUCCUGGCUGUAGGAUCUCAUGACAACUUUAUUUACCUCUAUAUAGUCACAGAAAAUGGAAGAAAAUAUAGCAGAUAUGGAAAGUGCACUGGACAUUCCAGCUAUAUCACACACCUUGACUGGUCUCCAGACAACAAGUUUAUAAUGUCUAACUCAGGAGACUAUGAGAUACUAUACUGGAACAUUCCAAAUGGCUGCAAGCUGAUCAGGAAUCGGUCGGAAUGCAAGGACACUGAUUGGACAACAUACACCUGCGUGCUAGGCUUUCAUGUCUUCGGUGUCUGGCCAGAAGGAUCCGAUGGAACAGAUAUCAAUGCACUGGUGCGAUCCCACAACAGAAAAGUAAUAGCUGUUGCUGAUGACUUUUGCAAAGUCCAUCUGUUUCAGUAUCCUUGCUCCAAACCAAAGGCACCCAGUCACAAGUACAGUGCCCACAGCAGCCAUGUCACCAAUGUCAGUUUUACUCAUAACGACAGUCAUCUGAUUUCAACUGGUGGCAAAGACAUGAGUAUCAUUCAAUGGAAGCUUGUGGAGAAGUUAUCUUUGCCUCAGAAUGAGAUUGUAGCUGAUACUACUCUACCCAAAGCCCCUGUCUCCUCCAUUGAGAGUGCCGUGCAGUCUGAUACUCCCACACCGCCUCCUUCCCAGCCCUUAAAUGAGAUUGUAGAAGAAGAAAGUCGAAUCAGCAGUUCUCCCACACCUGUGGAGAACAGCCUGGACCAGACUGUGGAGCCAAGUGAAGACCACAGUGAGGGGCAGAGUGAUAGGGGCAGCGAAGACCUCGGCGAUGCUGUUUGUGAAGAGCCUCCCCAGGAGACAAGUGAGGGGCAGAGUGAGGCCAGCCUUCCAGAGGACCCGCAAAACCACUCACCCCUCUCCUAG
Messenger RNA from Chrysochloris asiatica (Cape golden mole), 3107 nucleotides. It is a transcript of the gene EML4, whose product is annotated as echinoderm microtubule associated protein like 4. Gene Ontology annotation, molecular function: microtubule binding. The transcript has 25 exons. Bases 177 to 3107 code for a protein of 976 amino acids. The record is from RefSeq and is a predicted model, not a curated record. Gene Ontology annotation, biological process: microtubule cytoskeleton organization. Gene Ontology annotation, cellular component: mitotic spindle. Lineage: Eukaryota; Metazoa; Chordata; Mammalia; Afrosoricida; Chrysochloridae.